AUGUCUAUGACAGAGAAAAAGAAAGCUCCAUUACUUGAGACAGAACAACCAAAAUACCCACCUCUGACUUCAUUUACUUGGAACCAAAGGAAUCAAUUAAGGUAUGACAGAAAUUCCAACGAGUACCGAAGCUGCAUUGCUCUAAACUUUACUUGCCAACUGCCACACUACCAACUCCUAUGCCGAGAUAAACCUCACCUUGGGCCAGCAUCUGAUGAUAGCUUUUACAGAUUCAGUUUGACCGCCGGGGCAAAACAGGAAACUGACAACGAGUCAACCACGCGCUGCAAGAACAAACGACCAUAUGAAAAUCUCCACUACUCCAUGCCACACUACCAACUCCUAUGCCGAGAUAAACCUCACCUUGGGCCAGCACCUGAUGAUAGCUUUUACAGAUUCAGUUUGACCGCCGGGGCAAAACAGGAAACUGACAACGAGUCAACCACGCGCUGCAAGAACAAACGACCAUAUGAAAAUCUCCACUACUCCAAACAGAACAACCAAAAAUCCGCUUGA
This is a messenger RNA of Vicia faba (fava bean), 516 nucleotides long. Lineage: Eukaryota; Viridiplantae; Streptophyta; Magnoliopsida; Fabales; Fabaceae. The record is from the annotation of a GenBank genome assembly.